Plasmodium cynomolgi strain B is the source of this 939-nucleotide messenger RNA. RefSeq lists its product as hypothetical. The transcript has 2 exons. NCBI's taxonomy places the organism in Eukaryota, Apicomplexa, Aconoidasida, Haemosporida, Plasmodiidae. The record is from RefSeq and is a predicted model, not a curated record. Bases 1 to 939 code for a protein of 312 amino acids.
AUGAAAAAAAUAAAACUAAACAUCACGCGGGAAGAGGACAACUUGCAAAGUAACAUAUACUACGUGUGCGAGAAAAAUAUACUAAUCUCACAACUAAAUCUGACGAUAAACUAUGAGGAAAAUAAUAUGGACGAAGACGAAAUUGUUGAGCAUGGCAAAGAUACAGUAAAUAAGCAUAAGAAGGAUAAAAAGGCAAAACAACACAAAGGAAUUAAGAUAAAGAUAUCGUAUAGCGAUGAGCUAAAUAACCUAUACCUAAACAAUGUGAUAAAUAAUUUGUACGAUUACAUUUUUGAAAGCAAAGGGAAUAAUUUUAAUAUACAUAAGAAUGACCGUUGGCAGGUGUUAAUAAAUAUAUACAUUUAUGAGUAUACGCCAUUUAUAUAUGACCAUAUCUGCAAUGUGAUUAAUGUACACCUGUCUCUUUUGCUAAUCCCUUUUUGUUUCUACGACUUUGAUGAGAAAUGGUACAGGUGUGUUCAGAAUUACGAGGAGUUGUGUCGGCUGCUAUCAGGGGGAAGUUCCUUGUGUGACCCUGCGAAGACAGGAGGAGAAAACUCGACUGAUAUUAUAAUCCUAGAUAGAAAUGAACAGAACAAAAAGAUAAUAAUAAACCAAUUAGAAAACAAUAAUUUUGAUUUAUUUUAUGAAGACUUUCUCCUACGAACACAAAACGUAGAUGAUAAUAUUUACAAUAAUAUUGUUGAGAAGCAUUCCUUCUGGAAUUUUACAAAAAGGACAUCAUUUGAUAGACUGCCCUGUGAAAAUAAUGGAGACAAAUUUGAUUUACACGAAAAUUAUUAUAUCCUCUUUAAUGCAAAUACUGCGACUGUUGAUGAGAGAAGCAUUUUGGAAAACUCCAAGGAGACCAUCCAGUUUUAUUACGAGUUUAUCGUCAAUUACUGCACAAGUUAUUUUGCUGCACAUUUUGUGAAGUAA